AUGGGCUGGCUUGCCUACAAAAGAAUGAAUCGCUUCUUAGUUCUUCGAGACCCCUACGGACUUGUGCAGGCUGUUGUAAACCCGGAGUCUGAGCUAUGCAACGUCGUUAAAGACUUGCCUUAUGAAUCUAUUGUGCAAGUUGAAGGAUCAGUGAUAAGUCGAGGAGAAAACACGAAUUUGAAAAUGAAGACAGGUGAAAUAGAGGUAGGCUUUGUAGCGUCUUUAGUACAUUUUCACACGAAGUGCUUCGUGUCCGGUGCAAAGAAUCCAGGACAGAACAACGUACGCAGCUCUGUGUGGAAACAGUAUAAGGAGCAGUGGUAG
This is a messenger RNA of Cooperia oncophora, 324 nucleotides long. The record is from the annotation of a GenBank genome assembly. NCBI's taxonomy places the organism in Eukaryota, Metazoa, Nematoda, Chromadorea, Rhabditida, Trichostrongylidae.